Lobosporangium transversale is the source of this 384-nucleotide messenger RNA. RefSeq lists its product as hypothetical. The record is from RefSeq and is a predicted model, not a curated record. Lineage: Eukaryota; Fungi; Mortierellomycota; Mortierellomycetes; Mortierellales; Mortierellaceae. The transcript has a single exon. The coding region runs from base 87 to 380 and encodes 97 amino acids.
CAACUAUCACACACACUUGUAAAAUACUACACACAUCAAUACAUCUAUACAACACACACACAUACACACACAAAAACCUCUUCAAAAUGUCCAACAUGGGUGAUCGCGCUGCUGGCACUGCCAAAUCGUACAUGGGAGGAGCCAAGCAGACUGUAGGAGAGACUCUUGGAGACAACAGCAUGGCAGCUUCUGGAGCUGAGCAGAAGGCUCACGGUGAAGCCCAAAGGGCUGGAGCAGAAGCCAAGUCUCAUGCCGAAGGUACAGGCCACAAGCUCGAGGGCAAGGCUCAGAAGGCUAUGGGCUCGAUGACCGGAGACACUUCUCAACAAGCCAGAGGCCAUGGCAACGAGGCCAAGGGUGACAUGGAACGCAGAGUCUAAGGAG